This is a messenger RNA of Diprion similis, 1045 nucleotides long. RefSeq names its product spermatogenesis-associated protein 17-like. The record is from RefSeq and is a predicted model, not a curated record. The coding region runs from base 94 to 795 and encodes 233 amino acids. Gene Ontology annotation, cellular component: spindle pole. The transcript has 2 exons. Lineage: Eukaryota; Metazoa; Arthropoda; Insecta; Hymenoptera; Diprionidae. Gene Ontology annotation, molecular function: protein binding. Gene Ontology annotation, biological process: spindle organization; mitotic cell cycle; establishment of meiotic spindle localization.
UAUUCAAUUACGUCGCCAUAAAAAAAAACGUUCAUUCCCUCGUAUUUUUUUAAGGCCUGGUGUCGAGGAUUUAUUACUCGGAAUCACUUAAGAAUGUUGGAUCAAUCAGCGACGACGAUACAGCGGCACUGGCGAGGUUUUAUGGCACGUGAAUCCGCGAGAUCCCAUCUCAUAGAUCAAGUGACGAAAAUGUGGUGGCAGCAUUAUCACCGAUGUGCUACGAAGAUUCAAGCACUUUGGCGUGGCUACGAAGCUCGCAAAAAUGGCGUUAGUUUUCCAAAGUACCGCCAAUGGUUGCAGUCGGUCUAUGAGAAGAACACUGAGACAUCGACGAGGAUGAAAGAGUUUCGCGAUUCGGAAUUGGCGUACAUGAGGAACCUCAUGGAGCGUGAAUCCAUGCUUUGGAUUCUGUUCAUCCUCUUCAAGCUACACCAUCUUCUGAGCACCGAGUCUCAACCGGGUGUCCUAGCGCGCAUUGACAAAACGAGGCUCACAAAGAUUGAGAAGAUGAUGCGAAGCCUGGAGUAUACCCUGUACGUGGAAAAGCGGCGCCUAGAAAAGUGCAGUGCCCAACCACCGGAUGCACCGCCGCUGCUGUUUGAAGGGACGUAUUUUGCACGUUGCGAAAAAGAGAUUCGAGAUUUAGAGCGAAGUUUGGAACUCGGCAAGGGCUCCAUUCGCAGAGGCGAGUGUGUUCAAUUUUAUUUGAAGAGCUCUAUUUUACAAGUACCAAAAACCUUUGAUACUCGUAGGCAUAUCUUACGAGGAGCAAGAAAAGUGUUUGAAAAAUAUUGAUCGGCUUCGGAUGCAAUCGGAGUCUGGAAAAUUCGGUACUAAAGUGCCCUUCAGAACAGUCACUCGAUGCAAGGCGCCAUGCACUUGGGAUACUUCCAUUCGAGUAGCAACAGGUGUUUACGAACCGCCAAAAUCUGGGUUUACGGAACUCAGAUUACCAAGGGACAAGUCUAAAGAGCUCUAUGGCGAUUUCAAAGUUGUUUUCAAACCGAAACAAUUGUUCGAAACCAUCGAUAAGAUGAAAUGCCCG